UCUGUGCACGCAAUUGUUUUCGCGAAAAAACGAAUACUUUAUAUUUAUUAAUUUAGAAUUAACAAAAAGAGAUAAUAUUUGUGAACACAUUAUAAACUACGUGAAUAUUAUAUAUAUCAAUCGAACAAAUUGAGCUAUUUUAAAAACAAAUAAUGCCCGUAUUAUAUUAUUUUCCUCUGAGUCCACCUUCCCGAGCUGUUAUACUCGUGGUAGAGGCAAUAGGGCUCGAAAUGGAAUUGGUAGUAUUGAACACGAUGGCUGGUGAACAUUUGACACCGGAAUACGAGGAGUUAAAUCCACAAAAGACAGUUCCUUUUCUAAUCGACGAUGAUCUUAAAAUAUCAGAAAGGUUUGUAGAAGCGUCUUAA
This is a messenger RNA of Trachymyrmex cornetzi, 368 nucleotides long. RefSeq names its product glutathione S-transferase D7-like. The record is from RefSeq and is a predicted model, not a curated record. Gene Ontology annotation, molecular function: glutathione transferase activity. The transcript is spliced from 2 exons. Gene Ontology annotation, biological process: glutathione metabolic process. Bases 153 to 368 code for a protein of 71 amino acids. Lineage: Eukaryota; Metazoa; Arthropoda; Insecta; Hymenoptera; Formicidae.